GGACCCGACCCCCUUGUGAAGGUAAAGUUGGUCCUGUUCACUCAAACAUAAUGCAUAUGCGUUGUAAACGAAUACAAUGCACGACCGCGACGCAACAGUUGCCGCAGCGGAUCUGUACCACCGCCAAUACCUCGAGUUCGGAGCCGCGCGAGACAGCUCCAAAGUUUGACGGGCAGGAGAUCUUCUGCGACUCGAUCAAGACAGAUCCGAUUCCAUGGUUCCGCAAGCUCGGGCUCACGCUGCAGCUCCACAACGUCAAAGAACACAAGCACCACGCAUAUUUGUACGCUCGCUCAGGGGGCGCGUGCCAGGCUUGGUUGGACAACCUCUUGUCCAAGUACGGAGUGGUAGCUGCCGAUUUGCACACCAAGAUCAGUUGGGAUGAUCUGAAGGCGGCGUGGCACAAGCUGUUCCAGGUUGAGCCGCCGGAGAUCAAAGCUAUGGACAAGCUCAUGGUCUUCGAACAAGGCACGCUGCCGAGUACCGACUGGAUCGCCGAGUACCAACACUUGACGUCAGACCCAUACAUCCAGAUGGGCUUCAAAGCCAUCCGCCAUUACUUCAUCUCAAGGUCAUGUCCGAUAUUAAGUAAUGCCAUGACUCACGUCGAGGACACCUUGACGACGACGGCGGAACUUUUUGACAAGGCCGCGCAGAUCAUCAUUACGAACAAGGAGGCGAAAAAUCUGCGUUCGUCUGCGGCAGGCCCGAGCAGGGACCAGCAUCGGCCAAGAGUGGCCGUGGUCGCGGCAGCAACGCUUGGCAACAUAUCAUCUUCAAGUGGUGCUUCACGGGAAUCGACGAGCGAGUUCAACAUAGAGGUAUUGGACCCGCUCACGUCUGAGGACUUUGCAUGGCUUCCUCUCCCGACCACGGGCUGCUUGCCGGGACCGCAAUGCGCAGCACUAUGCGCUCAUCUCCACACUUACUUAUCCUUCUAUGCUCCACCAACUUCGCCGACGGGAGACGAAGUCGCGGUGGGGGACAUCCUUGCGUAUACUACCAAGGUGGCCCGCGAGCUUCGCACGCAGCGGUACGAUGACAACAACGCACCGCUCAUGUAUGUCCGCAUCCAGGUUGGGCAAGCGUCCUGCAGCGCUUUGCUGGAUAGCGGCGCGUCUCGCAAUUUCAUGAGUCAAUCCUUUAUGCAAAGGGCUGGCCUUGGCGCACAAGUUCGGAGGAAGGCAAACCUGACGGCGAUCAAGUUGGCGGAUGGGAAAACGCAGCAACUUCUCGACCGUUACAUCGAGGCCGUACCGGUCUACUUCGCACCUCAUGCAUGCGAACCAGUGACAUUCGAUAUUCUCGACACGGACUUCCACAUCAUUCUGGGAAUGCCUUGGCUUGCUAGUGCGGAUCACACGGUCAACUUCCACAGGCGGACUCUUAGCGUUCGCGACGCCUUCGGCGCGGAAGUGGCGUGCACUAUUCCUCUACCGCACCCUUCGAUUCGGUGCCAAGUGGUGACGGCCAAAUCAUUCAGGGCGACUUGCGCUUACGAGCAGCCCGAUGAGAUCGGCCUAUGUUUCCUACGGACCGUCGCGGUAGCAGACGCUUCACCCACGGACUUGUCUUCCGACCCCCAGGUGGUGCGGUUGCUGGACGAGUUCGCCGACAUCUUCGAGUCACCUACCUGUGUGGUGCCGGAUCGGCCGAUCUCUCAUGAGAUCAUUCUUGAGGCCGGUGCCGUGCCGCCGAAAGGUUGCAUCUAUCGCAUGAGCGAGGAGGAGCUUAAGGUCCUCCGCGCACAACUCGAUGAUUUGUUGGCCAAGGGUUGCAUCCGCCCUAGCAGCUCCCCAUAUGGAGCACCAGUUCUCUUCGUCCGGAAGAAGAACAAGGAUCUACGAUUGUGCUACUCGAAGAUCGCGGCCCACUUGACCAAGCUUCAAUGCGAGGAUCGGUCGUUUGACUUCGGAGAGGAGGCGUGGGAAUCAUUUCUGGCUCUCAAAGCCGCGCUAUUAUCUGCGAAGGUCUUGCGGAUAUACGACCCGCUUUUGCCUACGCGCGUCACUACGGAUGCGUCAGGCUAUGGCAUUGGUGCAGUCCUUGAGCAACAUGAUGGUGUGGACUGGCACCCAGUCGAGUAUUUCAGCAAGAAAGUGCCCGUCGUGCAUUCCAUUGACGAUGCACGCAAGAAGGAGCUCCUCGCCUUCGUCCACGCGCUCAAUCGGUGGCGGCACUUCCUCCUUGGUCGAAGCCAAUUUCGAUGGGUAACGGACAASAAUCCGUUGGUCUUCUAUAAGACCCAAAACACCGUCAACAGCACCAUCGCUCGAUGGAUGACUUUCAUCGACCAGUUCGACUUCUUUCUCGAUCACAUUCCCGGGAAGUCGAACCGUUUUGCGGAUGCUCUUUCACGGCGUCUGGAUCAUUGUACCGCGGUCUACUCAACCUUCGAGAUCGACGAUGACCUGCGGAACAGCUUCAUCCGCGGCUACCAAGUCGACCCCGAGUUUCGCGACAAGUAUGCGAAUUGCUCCUCUCCUAAUCCGGCGCCUUCUUACUACCGGAUCCAAGAGGGGUACUUGCUUGUCCACACGCGGGGGCCCGGGAAGGACCUUCUUUGCGUACUGAGUGAUCCUCACUUGCGUACACGGCUUCUUGGCGAGUUCCACGACGCUCCCGCCACUGGACAUUUUGGCGUCAAUCGCACGAUUGGCCGGCUCCGCAAGCGAUUUUGGUGGCCCGGCCUUCUCGGUGACGUCACACGCUAUUGCGAGUCAUGCGAGGUUUGCCGACGCUGCAAAUCCCGCAAUCAUCGUCCGUACGGCGAGUUACGACCACUACCAGUCCCGUUGAGGCGAAGGGAAGCGAUUGCCAUGAAUAUUACCGUCCCGUUCCCCAAGCACAAGACCGGACUGGAUGAGAUUCUCACGGUGGUCGACCGACUCACCAAGUUCGCCAUGUUCUUGCCUUGUCGCUAUCAUGCCAAGGCACCCGAGUUGGCCGAGGUUCUUUACGCCGGUUGGAUUCGAACCAAGGGUUACCCUAAGGAGAUCGUCUGCGACCGCGACACCCGGUUCAUGUCCGAUUUUUGGUUGGCGCUCAUCAAGCGAUGGGGCUCAUCUCUCAAGCCUAGUUCAGCUCGCCACCCUCAGACCGAUGGACAGACGGAGAGAGCGCAUCAGACCGCACAGGUACUCCUCUGCACUCUCAUCCGCCCCGACCAGAAGGACUGGGUUGAGCGGCUGCCGGAUGUCGAGUUGGCGUACAACUCCUCUACCCACCCGGCUAUCGGGAUGUCGCCCUUUGAGUUCGAGCACGGCUCGCCGGUCACUUCACCGUUGGACACUAUUACUCCACGAACGACCGAGAGCGAUGGUCAUCUUCUUUUUUUGCGUUAGAUGCAAGAGCUUCUUGUCAAGGCACGCGACCAGACGGCCAAGACGCA
This is a messenger RNA of Chara braunii, 3391 nucleotides long. NCBI's taxonomy places the organism in Eukaryota, Viridiplantae, Streptophyta, Charophyceae, Charales, Characeae. The record is from the annotation of a GenBank genome assembly.